This is a messenger RNA of Peromyscus californicus insignis, 10080 nucleotides long. It is a transcript of the gene Ankrd44, whose product is annotated as ankyrin repeat domain 44. NCBI's taxonomy places the organism in Eukaryota, Metazoa, Chordata, Mammalia, Rodentia, Cricetidae. Gene Ontology annotation, cellular component: cytoplasm. The record is from RefSeq and is a predicted model, not a curated record. Gene Ontology annotation, molecular function: protein binding. Bases 1098 to 4250 code for a protein of 1050 amino acids. The transcript is spliced from 28 exons.
GCAUUUUUCCUCUGGCUGGCCGCUUUGAUUCUGGAAUGAUGAAAGGUCAGAGGAGUCAUCCGAGAGGUCACAAAAAUAGCAGUCGCUUCUAAGGGAGCGGCAGCUCCACCUGCCGCGGCAGCCUGGCAGCCUCAGCUGCUUCACAGCGGGCCGGCGGCUCGGACGCUGGGGUGGAGUGAAGGAAUGAGAAUGCUUGGCUGCCCUUGGACAACAGGGACUGUGAGGGCAUCCCGGACCCACCCGUCAAUCGUGAUGGACACUGGGUGGAAUCCUCAGAGAUGGGGGCAGCUUUCGGACACCUCUGCCUGCCUCAGAACCCCGGCUUUCUGGUUGCUUGUUCUAGAUCAGUUUCUGGGUAAACUUGUCCUCUUAACUCCUAGUUAUUGUCCCUGGUACAACCAGAAAAAUUUCCAUUUGAUUCAGUGCAAGGCCACAUUUCAGAAGCUUUCGGUAAUUUUUGAAUUUAUUGGUUUAAUUUCCACGCCACUUAAAAGCAGUUAUUUCUGCCUGAGGAAUGAUGAGUUUAGGAUGCAGGCAGGUUCUUCUUACUUUCUGUGAGUGAAACAGGACAAGAGCAUAUAACCCUCUUAGAUGAUGGAUGUUAGGAACCCAAUUCUGAAGAGUACCGACUACCUGAUUAUGUGGUCCUGAUGCUUGAGGAUCCUCGGAGAACUGUUGGUGGAGAAGCCAGAUCCUCACUUCAUUAUUCAUCGCACAAUCAACCAGUGAACUUCUUGUGUAUCAUUUAAUACUUUUGAAAUGACUUUUCCGGACAUCUGUUAUUUAGAAGCAGACCAAUAGAACGGGCUCCAUGGUGCUUGCUUUUGGCUGUCCUGUAUGUCUAGCCUGAGCAGAGGACCUGCUGAUAAAAAGGACUGUAAGACGACAGCAUUCCUCAGCGGAUGAACAAAUGAAUGAAUGUACGUCAUCGCUGCCGUCGAGCAUCUGCCCUGUUACUGCCUAUGAGUGGAGUGUCACCACCGAGCUGACUUACCGCCACAGCAGUCCCCGUGUGGGUUUUCCUGCCUCUAGUACGGCUUGGCUAGCUGCCACCGCUGGUCCAGGCCAUCUUCAGUGGUGAUCCAGAAGAGAUUCGCAUGCUCAUCCACAAGACCGAAGAUGUGAACGCACUGGAUUCCGAGAAACGAACCCCGCUCCAUGUGGCUGCAUUCCUGGGAGAUGCAGAGAUCAUCGAACUCCUGAUUUUGUCAGGAGCUCGAGUCAAUGCCAAGGACAACAUGUGGCUGACCCCACUGCACCGCGCGGUCGCUUCCAGAAGUGAAGAGGCAGUACAAGUAUUGAUUAAACACUCGGCCGAUGUCAAUGCGAGAGACAAGAAUUGGCAGACCCCCCUCCACGUGGCAGCAGCCAAUAAGGCUGUCAAGUGUGCAGAAGUGAUCAUCCCACUAUUGAGCAGUGUCAACGUCUCUGACCGAGGAGGACGCACAGCCUUGCACCAUGCAGCUCUGAAUGGACACAUGGAGAUGGUCAAUCUACUCUUGGCCAAAGGGGCAAACAUCAAUGCAUUUGACAAGAAGGACCGGCGUGCUCUGCACUGGGCAGCGUACAUGGGCCACCUGGAGGUUGUGGCCCUGCUUCUUAACCACGGCGCUGAAGUUGGCUGCAAGGAUAAGAAGGGCUACACCCCGCUGCAUGCUGCAGCCUCCAAUGGGCAGAUCAACGUUGUCAAGCAUCUCCUGAACCUGGGGGUGGAGAUUGAUGAAAUCAAUGUAUACGGAAACACAGCACUGCACAUUGCCUGCUACAACGGCCAAGAUGCUGUCGUGAACGAGCUCAUCGACUAUGGUGCUAAUGUGAACCAGCCCAACAACAGUGGCUUCACCCCGCUGCACUUUGCAGCGGCGUCCACUCAUGGUGCUCUGUGUCUGGAACUGUUAGUAAACAAUGGGGCCGAUGUGAACAUUCAGAGUAAGGACGGCAAAAGUCCCCUGCACAUGACGGCUGUCCAUGGAAGGUUCACGCGGUCACAAACCCUCAUCCAGAACGGAGGCGAAAUCGACUGUGUGGAUAAGGAUGGCAACACCCCCCUCCACGUGGCUGCAAGAUACGGUCACGAGCUUCUGAUUAACACCUUAAUAACUAGCGGAGCCGACGCAGCCAAGUGUGGAAUCCAUAGCAUGUUCCCCUUACAUUUAGCCGCCCUAAAUGCUCACUCCGACUGCUGCAGGAAGUUAUUAUCAUCCGGACAAAAGUAUAGCAUAGUAUCCUUGUUUAGUAAUGAGCGCGUGCUGUCUGCAGGCUUUGAAAUAGACACCCCAGAUACGUUUGGAAGAACGUGCCUUCACGCCGCUGCCGCAGGAGGCAAUGUAGAAUGUAUAAAACUCUUGCAGAGCAGUGGAGCAGAUUUUCACAAAAAGGACAAAUGUGGGAGGACCCCUUUGCACUAUGCCGCUGCAAACUGUCAUUUCCACUGUGUUAAGGCGUUAGUGACCACGGGAGCCAACGUUGAUGAGGCAGACGGCUGGGGCCGGACCGCGCUGCACUAUGCUGCUGCAUCGGACGUGGACAGAAAUAAGAUGAUCUUAGGAAACGCCCAUGACAAUUCUGAAGAACUGGACAGAACCAGAGAAAUGAAGGAAAAAGAAGCUGCACUCUGCCUAGAGUUUCUGCUUCAAAAUGAUGCAAACCCAUCCAUCCGGGACAAGGAAGGCUACAAUAGCAUCCAUUACGCUGCCGCCUACGGCCACAGACAAUGUCUAGAACUGCUUUUGGAAAGAACCAACACUGGUUUUGAAGAAUCAGAUUGUGUUGCUCCCAAGAGUCCACUCCACUUAGCGGCUUACAAUGGGCACCACCAAGCCUUGGAGGUCCUUCUCCAGUCACUAGUGGACCUGGACAUGAGGGACGAGAAAGGCCGGACGGCGUUGUACCUAGCUGCUUUCAAGGGCCACACAGAAUGUGUGGAGGCUCUUGUUAACCAGGGCGCGUCCAUCUUUGUGAAAGACAAUGUCACCAAAAGAACUCCACUUCAUGCCUCAGUUGUUAACGGUCACACGCUGUGUUUACGACUACUACUCGAAAUAGCAGACAACCCGGAAGUGGUUGAUGUGAAAGAUGGCAAGGGACAAACCCCACUGAUGCUUGCAGUAGCGUACGGACACAUCGAUGCUGUCUCACUGUUACUAGAGAAGGAUGCAAAUGUAGACGCCGUUGACAUCAUGGGGUGCACAGCCUUACAUAGAGGGAUCAUGACAGGACAUGAGGAGUGUGUGCAAAUGCUCCUGGAACAAGAAGCGUCGAUCCUCUGUAAAGACUCCAGAGGGAGGACGCCCCUGCACUAUGCGGCUGCUCGGGGCCACGCCACGUGGCUGAGUGAGCUGCUCCAGAUUGCCCUUUCUGAAGAGGACUGCUGUUUCAAAGACAACCAGGGCUACACGCCGCUACACUGGGCUUGUUACAAUGGCAAUGAAAACUGCAUAGAGGUACUUCUGGAGCAAAAAUGUUUCCGGAAAUUUAUCGGCAAUCCCUUCACGCCACUGCACUGUGCAAUAAUAAAUGGUCAUGAGAACUGUGCAUCAUUGCUGCUGGGGGCCAUAGAUUCCAGCAUCGUCAGUUGUAGGGAUGACAAAGGCCGGACGACGCUCCACGCAGCAGCCUUCGGUGACCACGCGGAAUGCUUGCAGCUGCUUCUGAGACACGAUGCCCAAGUGAACGCCGCAGACAGUUCAGGGAAGACAGCGUUGAUGAUGGCUGCUGAAAACGGGCAGGCGGGCGCGGUGGAUAUUUUGGUGAACAGUGCCCAGGCUGACCUGACUGUGAAGGAUAAGGACUUGAAUACUCCCUUACAUCUGGCUAUCAGUAAAGGCCAUGAGAAGUGUGCCUUGUUAAUACUUGACAAGAUACAAGAUGAGAGCCUUAUUAACGCGAAAAACAGCGCACUGCAGACACCCCUCCAUAUCGCUGCCCGUAAUGGCUUGAAGGUGGUAGUUGAGGAGUUGCUGGCCAAAGGAGCCUCUGUACUUGCUGUCGAUGAAAAUGGUCAUACCCCGGCCCUGGCUUGUGCUCCUAACAAAGACGUGGCUGACUGCCUGGCCCUCAUUCUGGCUACCAUGAUGCCUUUUUCUCCUUCCAGCACAAUGACGGCUGUCAACUUGGUUUGUUUUAGAAAGGACAAUUUGAGCAGGACGACCCUCUCCUCCAAUCUGGGUAGCAGAGUCAGUCUGUGCAGUAACAACUUGGGCUCUGAGGAUGGGUACAAUGAAAACGAUUCUGAUUCGGAAACAUUCUAACUUGGGACUGUAAAGGCAUUUCCUCCAUUACCUGUGUUGCAGAAAGGGAUGGAAGCUUGAAUCCCAGAAUUGUGCUGUAUUCAAGUAUUUGAGGCCAAGCUUCCAGAAACCAGUAGAAAAGGAAUCCGUCUAACCAAAAGAGGGCAGCUAAGCUGUAGGCUGGAGCACACGCAGAGAGGCCUGCCUGGGUUGGGUUUUGUUGCAUAUUUUCUUUAGGUGUAAGGUACUUCUGUGAAAGCCUACCUCUGAUUUUAAGUAAGGACAAUUUCUAAGUGUUUAAUUCUUUGUCUUUGGGGAUAACGCAGCAGAGAGACAAAUGCCCAGUCUAAAGAUUUCCUUUUUCAUGUACUCACCAGUGAGUUCUGUGAGGUCUAGCAAGUGACAUUCGUGUCCCCUGGGAGGGGAGGGAAGAGCGGAUAGGAAAUGCCUGCACCCUCUUCUCACUCUGGUGUUUACUUCCUCACUAGAAGCCAAAGGUCAAAGUUCAUCUUCAGAUGUAAUGCCUAUAAUCAUCCUCUUAAGGGAGUCCACCUGACCCCGCCUCCUCAUAGGAAGCAUGUAACUACCCACAACUUCUUCCCAAGAUCUUGGCUAAAGUUGCCAGAUGAAUGUGAACCUUGACCAUGCUUUUUUGUUAAACACAAAGUAGCACCCCGGGCUCUCCUUAAGAAACCUGUGAGUAAUUUUUCAAUGGAGUAAUGGAUCCCAAAUUUAUCCAAGAGCGUUUCAGGUGAAAUUAUAUUGUGCCAAAACUUGAAACAAUAUGCAAGUCAAGUAGGAAAUUGCCGUUUAGUGGGUUUGCUCUUAAAGGAAAAUACUGACUUCUAAGGGUGUCAGGGCUGGCAUUGUCCUUCAACGGUAGAAUAGGAAAGUAACUGCUCGGUCAAGGUCCUGGCAGAGGAGUGAGUACUCCUGUAGAAGGGAGCCGAGAAGGUGAACGCAGACGGUUGAUGUGGAAGCACCAGCCAAUUGCCCGUUGUCGGUCAUGAAAUCAGCGUUGUGAAUACUGUGUCUGCUCCCUCCGCCAAAGCCUCUAGGUCAAACGGACCCCACUCUUCACCUGGAACAGCUGUACAAAAGGAAGAAUGAGACUUUAAGAAAUACGCACAUAUACACGCACACACGUGUGUGUAUUUAUGUAUGUACUCCAUCCACCAGCUACCCAUGAGGACCAAAAUGCUUCUGCCUAAAAUGGGAGAUUCUGAACUUUUUUCUUUCUAAAUGCAAGUGAGGACCGCAGUAGCUUUUCUACGGGGUUAAAAUAUCAUCGUUUUUUCGCAUACCAGUGUUGCUAGAGUCUUCCUGCCUGGCCCACAGUCAGGACAAAUCUCUCUCACCCGCCAGUCCCAAGCCGCUCAAACCCGACCAAGUAAACACAGAGACUUAUAUUGGUUACAAACUGUAUGGCCGUGGCAGGCUUCUUGCUAACUGUUCUUACAGCUUAAAUUAAUCCAUUUCUAUUAAUCUAUACCUUGCCACGUGGCUUGUGGCUUACCGGUACUUUACAUCUUCCUUAUCCUGAUGGCGGCUGGCAGUGUCUCUCUUCCCAGCUUCCUGUUCUCUCAAUUUUCCUCUCUGUUAGUCCCGCCUAUACUUCCUGCCUGGCCACUGCCAAUCAGUGAUUUAUUCAUUGACCAAUCAGCAACACAUUUGACAUACAGACCAUCCCACAGCACCUCCCCUUUUCUUUUCUUAAAAAGGAAGGUUUUAACCUUUACACAUCUCCAAAGUCAGCUUGGUAUAUUUGGGAAUUUGGGCGUAGCUUUUUUUACUACUUCCUGCUGGAGGGGGGCGCUGUAUCUUCUGGGGAAACAAAGAAAAUUUUAGAAUCAUGGAGUAGUCCGUGAGGCUGUAUCAUCUGAGCCAGUUGUCUUGAAUCGGUUCUGGAUAUUGGAUCAUCUGGGCCAUGGUGUCAUCGGAGACCUUUCAGGGGGUCUUGGCUGGUCAAACCUGAUGUAUCUUAUUCUGGAACAAAUCCAUAGCCUCUUGUUUUCUGUGGAAACAAAAGAGACUCUUUUUCAAAGCAACAUAUCCUUACAUCCAAAUUUUGAAGUCAAAGUAUCUUUAAAAUAUACGUACUGGUUUAACUCAGCUUCCUUUACAAUCAAACAUCUCUCUGUAGUUAAGAAUCCCAAAGACAACACAAUCCAGACUCUCUGUGUAAUAGUCAUCUCUACGUGGCUUAUUUUUUAUAUUAAUUUUACUGUCUCUUUAAAGACUUUAUUUUUUAAAACCAUGUAUUUGUUUCUAUACUGUAUAUAUCACCUUUUUUUGUCUCUUUCAAGCCUACGUAUAUUUUACACAUAUUUUAAACUAUUACAUCUGAAUCUGUCUUAUUGUAAACCUGUUGCUUUAAAUUGCAGCCUUCUAAGCCUGAAACGGCACUGUGGCUGCUGGCUCCGCCCAUUUUAGCUUCUCAACAUGGCGGUUCCCGCCAGCUCUGGGAACCAUCAAGUCUCAGAAAUAGUGGGUCUACGCUUUUAUCAAAGCAGUGUGUAGCCCAGAAACCUCUUUUUUUUUGUUUUGUUUUGUUUUGUACUAGCAAAGGCUAAAUUCACCACAUAGCUUAAUGUGUCACUUGCAGAGGCCUCAUUCCCGCCAUACUGCAGGUUGAGCGCGCACGCCAGCAACCCGCCAGUAGCUCAAACCGGCAGCUGCCGCUCAUUUGAGAGAGACAAUUAGGAAGCUGUUUUUAGCUCCGUUUUAGAAUCUUUUUUCUCAGGUUUUAGGUGGAAACUCUUGCCCCACGUUGGGCGCCAUUUGUUGCUAGAGUCUUCCUGCCUGGCCCACAGUCAGGACAAAUCUCUCUCACCCGCCAGUCCCAAGCCGCUCAAACCCGACCAAGUAAACACAGAGACUUAUAUUGGUUACAAACUGUAUGGCCGUGGCAGGCUUCUUGCUAACUGUUCUUACAGCUUAAAUUAAUCCAUUUCUAUUAAUCUAUACCUUGCCACGUGGCUUGUGGCUUACCGGUACUUUACAUCUUCCUUAUCCUGAUGGCGGCUGGCAGUGUCUCUCUUCCCAGCUUCCUGUUCUCUCAAUUUUCCUCUCUGUUAGUCCCGCCUAUACUUCCUGCCUGGCCACUGCCAAUCAGUGAUUUAUUCAUUGACCAAUCAGCAACACAUUUGACAUACAGACCAUCCCACAGCAUACCAGUCUUUAUUGUAGUUUAUAUUUCUAACGGCACAGAUUUCUAGUUGCUGGCUUGACAUUUGUAACUGAUGAUGUGUUGACCACAGGUUUUGGUUUUUGUGUUGUUUUCAAACUAGAGAAGAUGUCUGUAUACUUUGAUGUAAAUGUGUUUAUAUUUAUUUGAAAUGAAACAAAUGCUGAGGAAAUAUCCACUGUUUAGGCGCUCUCUCUCUCUCUCUCUCUCUCUCUCUCUCUCUCUCUCUCUCUCUCUCUCUCUCUCUCUCGUUGCUAUGUACCUUACUUAGAAUAAUAAAAUCAGUGGGAAAAUACCCCCGACUCCAGGCUAGCCAGUAGCUCUGGGGUAAGCCCAGCGUUUCCCACUAACUGCUACAGCUCACCCUCAGGUUUGUUCGCUGCUUGCCCCCAUGCUGCAGCCAUGGAGAACCCUUCUGUGAGAUGAAAACUGAUGUCGCAGGUCAUAUACACAAAGGUAGCCCAAAGAAAGACCCAGAGGCUACAAAAAAACGACACCAAAAAUGUCACAUGGUCCUGACACUUCAUGGGAACUCUGCCAAGUGUGGGCACUGUGCCAAGACAAGGAACUGAAACCAAACACACAGGCAGAGGCCCAAGUGCUGUGUUCCACAUGCGGAAGAGUCAGAAAGGAGAUCUGGAGCAGUAGGGCACCGCUUCUCAGUGUUUUACAGUAGGGUCUGUCUUCUCCCUCGAUUUUUCUACUUUAUAGUAUUCUAAGAGUUUUAAAAACAGUGCUGUAGCACAUCCGGAUGAGACCCAGACAGUAUAUGCUAUUGUUCUCGUCAAGCUUGGAGACUUCACCCUUACUAUUUUACUAUCCUGGAUUCAAUUAAAACUCACGUUGGUUCUUCACAUAUGACAACUCGUUUGGAGGUUUUUAUAGAACUGAUAUUGAUUUUAUCAAACAAAUCUUACACCAGCAACAUUUUUUUUACGUUCUUGGAGUGAAGGUGUGAUGUAUCCCUCCAUCUGUUCUUUUUGUUUAGAGCAGGUGCAUUUUUAGCAAGUAGACAGACUGCUAAUGAGCAGCAGUGACCUUAUCUUUAGGGAACCCUGCAGAUUAAGGGAGCGCUCAUGCUGAAGAAGUGUGGUGUACUGUGCUGUCCUGUUCUGGAAGUGAGUGGAAGUCUGGCUGGGUUGGCAUUUAAAGCAGGAAACGAAAUGCCUGCUCUGGUAGUGACGCAGCCGAGAGCAAGGGGAUCACUUCAGCAAAGCACUGUCCUAGCCGGAGCCAUGGUGCCACGGAGCUGCGCUGGCCUUCCCUGGAUCUUUCUGAUAGAGGGAGGACAGAGGAGCACAAUGGAAUCAAGCUUACAAAGAGCCAUUCUUCUGAGUUGGUCUGUCUGUCUGUCUUUCUCUCCUCCUCUGGCUCUGUUCUCCCCCCAGCCCCCGCCAACCCAAUAAGACCAAAUUUUUUUAAAGAAGUAACUUUUAAAAACUAUAACUUCUAUGUAUUUCAGUUGUCUCAUAAAUGUCUGCAACAUUGCUGUCUGAGAAAAAUGUUUUUUUUUUCAGUAGAGUCUGAGUUGCUCAAUGCUUUUACCUAAGUGCAUGGUUUUUAGAUUGUAUGUUAACCACAGCCACAAGGGCCAUGUUUGAUUGCACUUACCUAUUCACUGGUGUCUGCCUAGCUCUGGUCAGUUCAUUACUAUCUCCAAAUUGCCUAAAGUCCUAGUAAAUAAUAGCUCAGGGGAUUUCUAUUCAUCACUACUAAAAGGGCACCAUAGUAUGUUUUGGUACUUUGGCAGUAAGCGGCCGCGUGACUUACUGUGCCGUCUCUCUAGAACAAGCACACCGAUAGAUUCUGCUGCACUAGUUAACGCUCGUGCUGCGAGCGAGCGGCUUGGUUUGCGCAUCCGUAGCGCUGGUUGAGGAACUCAUCCCUUUGUGGUCUUGUAACAUGACGUUAGAGUGCCUUUCAUAUUUGUAUAUCCUGGAAAUGGUCCGUGAAACGUUUUGUAUUUUUUCAUUUGAGUGUUAUUGGAGCAAUAUAAUCCUAGUGAGUUUUCCUUUCUUUGAAUGUACCAAGUGUCUCCUUUCCGGUUUCUCCCCUUCUCUGCUUUGAAAUGAAAAUGCUUAAGUUUUCUAUAGGAAUUAUGUUUGGCUUUGCAGUGCUAAAAUGCUUUCUUCUUACAGAACUGUAAACCAUAGGUCAGUAUUAUAGAGGAACAGCGUUUUAAGAUAGUGACAAUCUGAGCGUGUGUGUCAAGUGUAAUUCCCUGUGUUUCCUAUGCAGUGAUUGGGGAUUCAAUGCAAGUAUCUCUUGUUUGGUAGUUUUGUCUACAGACUACGCUUUAGCAUGUGCAAUAUAUCCUUGCAAAGCACGAUGAUGCACAUCUUGUGCCAGUGUUAUAUUUUGUAUGACAUAUUUGUAACAACAUAAACUAUUAUGUGAUGAUUUCAGUGGGAUUUGUGUCUGUAUGUUUAAAAUGUAAAUUGGAGUUGAAUGACUUUGGUAAAUGUCAUGAGUGUAAAAAUGAGGAAAAUGGCUUUCAGGUCAGUGAAGGACUUUGAACCAGACUGACUCUCUCCAAGCACAGUUUAGUACUUUGCAACUACUGAAUGCUUUAAUAAUGGAAUGAAGUACUUACCUGUAAUAUACUAUGGACAUGCAUUCAGAUGGUUAUUUUUACAAAUAAAAACGGUACAAAUAUUGUUGCAA